Penicillium malachiteum is the source of this 1539-nucleotide messenger RNA. Its product is annotated as methylmalonate-semialdehyde dehydrogenase. Bases 1 to 1539 code for a protein of 512 amino acids. The transcript is spliced from 6 exons. Gene Ontology annotation, biological process: thymine catabolic process; L-valine catabolic process. NCBI's taxonomy places the organism in Eukaryota, Fungi, Ascomycota, Eurotiomycetes, Eurotiales, Aspergillaceae. The record is from RefSeq and is a predicted model, not a curated record. Gene Ontology annotation, molecular function: methylmalonate-semialdehyde dehydrogenase (acylating, NAD+) activity; malonate-semialdehyde dehydrogenase (acetylating, [NAD(P)+]) activity. Gene Ontology annotation, cellular component: mitochondrion.
AUGCCAAAAGCAGUGGCACCGCCUCGUCGAGGCCGAUUUACCCCAUUCGCUCGAACCCCGCGAACCCCAGCCAUCGCUAUUGAAGAUACUAUGCUCCCAUCUUUUGAAAAUUUUCCAGCUUAUCUGAUAGAGGUAGAUCUUACCAAUGGUUCGAUCUAUGGAUCUCAAAGUUCAAGUUCACCGAGUUCAACAGCGACACAGUCGCGCGCUGCUGUGGCACACUUGUUCAUCAAUAACAAAACAGUCAUGUCCAAAUCUAAAGAUUGGACUAGCAUACUUGACCCAGGGAUGAAAAAUAAUUCUACUGUCAUCGUCAUUUUAGUAACCUCCCUCAAGGUCACGCAAGCUCUUCUUUGCAGGGUACCCUGCUCCACCCACCAAGAAGUCCAGAGUGCGGUAAAUUCUGCGAAUGCCGCCCAAGAAGAUUGGGAGGGUAUUGGAUUUCAAGCGCGUCGAGAGUAUUUAUUGAAGCUAAUAGAUAUCUUACGAGAGAUGUCUCCACUCAUUAUAGCCAGCCUUUGCCGUGAAGUGGGCAAAACAAUAGAAGAUGCAGAAUCCGAAGUCCACAGAGGCUUGGACUGCAUUCACGCAGCUUGCUCCAUUGGCCCUGAGAUGGCGGGUAUGUUUCUUGGGAACGACCCUACGAUGCUACAGACAUUCUAUGAGCCCGUGGGAGUCUGUGCUACGAUUACUCCCUUCAGUUUCCCUUUUAUGACUCCAUUAUGGUCUAUCCCCUAUGCUCUCAUCACAGGAAACACAGUCGUUCUCAAACCAUCCGAAAGAGCGGUGUCGGUACCGGCUCUAAUUUCCGAAGCUGUCAUCAAGGCCGAGUUUCCCCCGGGAGUGUUCAAUAUAGUACACGGAGGUUAUUCGGUAUCCCAAAUGCUAAUAUUACAGCCACUGGUGAGAGCUAUCAGUUUCGUCGGAUCCGAAUCAGCUGCUAGACAAGUUCAUGACCUUGCCCGAAAAGCAGGCAAACGGAUCCAAGCAGAGUGUGGAGGCAAAAACCACGGGGUUAUUUUAGAAGAUGCUGAAAUGAUGCCAACGCUCUUCGCUAUCGCAGGCAGUGCAUUUGGAGCUGCAGGGCAACGGUGCAUGUCCCUCAGUGUUGCGAUAUUUGUUGGGAACACUGCGCGGUGGAUACCGAAGCUUGUGGAUGUUGCCAAGUCUAUGACGGUCGGAAAUGGUAGUGAUGAAGACACCAAGAUUGGACCCUUGAUAGACAAGGACGCAAAGUCCAAGAUAACUGGCAUUAUCGAGCGAUCGAUCGAAGAGGGCGCGGUUCUAUUGUGUGAUGGAAGGGAUGUAUUCGUUCCAAACUAUCCCAAUGGCAAUUUUCUUGGUCCAACUAUUUUGUCUGGUGUGGAAACGUAUAUGGAAUGCUAUCAGACUGAGAUAUUUGGCCCGGUGCUCAUAUGUGUGCAAGUUGAUACGUUGGACGAAGCGAUUGAAUGGGAAUGGAUGUUCGAUAUUUACUACGAGUGGCAAGCAUGCAAAAACAUUUCAACGUCAAGUCAAUGUGGGACAAAUUGGCAUUAA